UCACAGAGUCGGUGAUCUGUGGUUUUCGGUGACAUAACCUAUGAACAUAACCCUACUAUCAGCUCAGAAAGUUUGCAUCAAAAUAUAAGUCAUUGAAUUUGUUUAAAGAAACAUUGAAACAUGUCUUUGGCCGAUGAGCUUUUGGCCGACCUGGAAGAAAACGACCAUGAAGAGGGUGAGGAUGAAGAUGAGGCAAUGGAAACCGAGGAACAGGCAGUGGAUAUAAAAGAGGAAAAACCUGAUAUCAAGCAACUGCAAAUGGACAUUGAUACCACGCAAAUCCAGUCGGUUAGGGAAUUGUGCAAACUGCGUGACUGUCCAAAGCUGAUCAAUAUCAUGAAGCAAAUUGAGAGCUACGGCCCCAAAGUACGAAAUGCAACUGAGAUUAUCGGACCUGUUGAGGCUGAUCCUGAAUACCAGUUAAUCGUGGAAGCCAACGACUUGGCUGCAGAUAUUGACAAUGAAGUGAUAACAGUUCACAAGUUUGUCAGAGAUAAAUAUCAGAAGCGGUUUCCUGAGCUGGAUUCGUUGGUUGUCAGCCCCUUGGAAUAUGUGAGAACAGUGAAGGAGUUGGGCAAUGAUCUAGAUCAAGCGAAAAAUAAUGAGACUUUGCAAACAUUCCUCACUCAGGCCACCAUUAUGGUUGUGUCUGUUACAGCUUCAACCACACAAGGGUCGUUUUUGUCAGAUUUUGAAAAAGAACAAAUCGACGAAGGCUGUGACAUGGCCAUUGAAUUGAACAACUUCAAGCUGCGAAUUUACGAGUACGUUGAGAGCCGAAUGACGUUUAUUGCACCGAAUAUUACCACCAUCCUAGGCGCUUCAUACGCUGCUAAAGUAAUGGGAGUAGCUGGUGGACUUACCAGACUUUCCAAAAUGCCAGCAUGCAACGUUAUGUUGCUGGGCCAACAGAAGAAGAGCUUGUCUGGAUUUAGUCAAGUCGCAAUGCUACCCAACACUGGCUUCAUUUAUUACUGUGAUAUUGUGCAGAAUACACCGCCUGAUCUAAGACGUAAAGCUGCAAGAUUGGUGUCAACGAAAAGCACAUUGGCCGCACGAGUCGAUGCCUGUCAUGAAAGCUCAGACGGACGAAUUGGACGCAUGUUGCGAGAUGAAAUUGAGCGAAAACUUGACAAAUUGUUGGAGCCGCCUCCAGUGAAAUUUGUGAAACCGUUGCCCAAGCCCAUCGAUCAGCCGAAGAAGAAAAGGGGCGGCAAAGGGGUGCGGAAAAUGAAGGAGCGCUAUGCGUUGACCGAGUUUAGAAAACACGCCAAUCGCAUGAACUUUGCUGAGAUAGAAGACGACGCUUAUCAAGAGGAUCUGGGUUAUACCAGGGGAACCAUAGGAAAAGCCGGCACGGGUCGAAUCAGGCUACCGCAAGUUGACGAAAAGACAAAAGUGCGCAUUUCAAAAACGCUACAGAAAAAUCUACAGAAGCAGCAGAUUUGGGGCGGAAGCACGACCGUCAAAAAGCAGAUUUCUGGCACUGCUUCCAGUGUGGCUUUCACUCCACUACAGGGAUUGGAAAUUGUUAAUCCACAGGCAGCGGAAACAAAUGCCAAUGAGGCAAACGCCAAGUAUUUUUCCAAUACUUCAGGUUUCUUGAAGCUAGAUAAAAAGUGAUCAUUUGUGGUUCUAUUAGAGUAUUAAUUAAUAAAGGGCCGUCAGACAAA
Molecule: messenger RNA, 1673 nt
Organism: Dendroctonus ponderosae (mountain pine beetle)
Lineage: Eukaryota; Metazoa; Arthropoda; Insecta; Coleoptera; Curculionidae
Gene: Prp31
Product: U4/U6 small nuclear ribonucleoprotein Prp31
Exons: 7
Coding region: 121-1623 (500 amino acids)
Biological process (GO): mRNA splicing, via spliceosome; spliceosomal tri-snRNP complex assembly
Cellular component (GO): precatalytic spliceosome; U4 snRNP; U4/U6 x U5 tri-snRNP complex
Source: RefSeq, a predicted model, not a curated record